AUGGGUGACCUUGAAUUUGGCAGUGGCGAAGGAAAGGAGAUGAGCAUGGAGGACAGGUGGUGUGGGUCCUGGUAUGAGCGGUUUGUGCAGCCCUGUCUGGUUGAACUGCUGGGCUCUGCCCUCUUCAUCUUCAUUGGGUGCCUGUCAGUCAUCGAGAACAAGCCAGAAACCGGGCUGCUGCAGCCGGCCCUGGCCCAUGGGCUGGCCCUGGGACUCAUCAUUGCCAUGCUGGGGAAUAUCAGCGGUGGACACUUUAACCCUGCCGUGUCCCUGGAGGCCAUGCUGAUUAGAGGCCUUAACCUGAUGAUGCUCCUUCCCUACUGGAUCUCCCAGCUGUGUGGAGGGCUGAUUGGGGCCACCCUGGCCAAGGUGGUGAGUCCAGAAGAGAGAUUCUGGAAUGCAUCUGGGGCAGCCUUUGUGACAGUUCAGGAGCCAGGGCAGGUGGCGGGGGUAGUGGUGGCAGAGAUUGUCCUGACUGUACUGCUGGCACUGGCUGUCUGCAUGGGCUGCAUCAACAAGAAGACACAGGGCCCCCUGGCCCCAUUCUCCAUUGGCUUCUCCGUCACUGUGGAUAUUUUGGCAGGGGGUGCUAUAUCUGGAACCUGCAUGAAUCCUGCCCGUGCCUUUGGACCUGCUGUGGUGGCCAACCACUGGGACUUCCACUGGAUCUACUGGCUGGGCCCACUCCUGGCCAGCCUGCUUGUGGGAGUGUUCAUCAGGUUCUUUAUUGGAGAUGGGAAAACUCGCCUCAUCCUAAAGGGAUGCUAA
Phyllostomus hastatus (greater spear-nosed bat) is the source of this 768-nucleotide messenger RNA. It is a transcript of the gene AQP8, whose product is annotated as aquaporin 8. Lineage: Eukaryota; Metazoa; Chordata; Mammalia; Chiroptera; Phyllostomidae. The coding region runs from base 1 to 768 and encodes 255 amino acids. The record is from RefSeq and is a predicted model, not a curated record. The transcript has 5 exons. Gene Ontology annotation, molecular function: water channel activity. Gene Ontology annotation, biological process: water transport; transmembrane transport. Gene Ontology annotation, cellular component: plasma membrane.